GAACAGAAGGCAGCAUGGCCAUGGUCAGUGAGGGAGACCUCCAGCACCGGAUUAAAAACUAGGAAAAACUGAGACAGGGAGACGGGAAGUAGACCUGAGAAGCCGGGAGAACCAAACAGAAAAAGGCACACAUGCAUGAAGCUCAGCCCUGUCCCAGGAGUCUCCAGAACUUGUCCUUGACCCACAGGAAAGGGCAGCACUGUCGGUCACUCCAGGACACUGAAAACAAUCAGAUUUUAAUUUCUGUCAAAUUCCAUUGGUCUUAGAAGCUGAAAUAGCAAGAGCAGGUGGGAAGACUGACAUUGACCUGGGCUUUGGUUGGAGGAGGGUCUAACCCCUGGCCCUCAUGAAAACAACAUACAAAGACAGCAACAUGCAAAUGGGAAUGACGGUUUUCCAUCAGAGGCCAGGCUGAUGGGUCCUUGGGAGUCAAGUCACAAGAAAUCCGGACACCUGUGUUUGCAGACCAGGCCUAUGGGAAUGGGGAGACACGGACCGCAUCUCUGAGGCGCCAGGAGCAGAUUUUGCCUCUCUGCGGUGAAUGCUGCUUCAAGGGCCUGUCUUCGUGGGUUUGCCCCUCCUGGGACCCAUCCUGAUUUGCAUGUUCACUCAUCAUCAGACAUCCGGUUGGUGUGAGGAUGGGAGGAAGCUGUCUUGGUGCCCACCCCACAAAGUCAUAUUGCUUGUGUGGGCAACUAUCUACUCUGUCAUGGGCUAUGCCUCCUACCUGGUGUGGAAGGACCUGGGCGGGGGCUUCCGGUGGCCCCUAGCACUGCCCCUGGGCCUCUACACUUUCCAGCUCACCCUCAGCUGGACUUUCUUGUUGCUCUUCUUGACAGCCGACAACCCUGGGCUGGCCCUCCUGGACCUGUUGCUGCUCUACGGGCUGGUGGCGAGCCUGGUGCUUAUCUGGCAGCCGAUCAACAAGCUGGCUGCUCUGCUCCUGCUGCCCUACCUGGCCUGGCUCACCGUGACCACCGCCAUCACCUACCGCCUGUGGAGGGACAGCCUGUGUCCAGCAUACCAGCCUUAGCCGCCCGAGAAGGGCAACUGAGGCACCAGGCUACGGGAGAGAAGGCAGGGUGGCAAGCGGGAGGGGAGGAUGUGGAGCUGGGGACACUCGAUGUGGCCGCUCUCCUUAGACUUCGGAGAAAUAGAACGGAAUAAAAUCCCGUUGCUGACUUGGAGGGUGUGA
Molecule: messenger RNA, 1195 nt
Organism: Peromyscus maniculatus bairdii (prairie deer mouse)
Lineage: Eukaryota; Metazoa; Chordata; Mammalia; Rodentia; Cricetidae
Gene: Tspo2
Product: translocator protein 2
Cellular component (GO): mitochondrial outer membrane
Source: RefSeq, a predicted model, not a curated record